UUUUCUGCUUUCUGUCGGCUGCAAGAGCAGCGUCUGUUUCGUCUACAUCCACCGUCUCUCGUUUGCGCUUCGUUUGCUUUUCAAGCGCAUCCGGUCCCUCGUCUUUUGAACCGUCAGGGGGUCAGCCAUGGGGAGGAGAAGGUAGUAAGACGCGGGAACGAUCACGGGACUUUGACAGCUUACGCGCGGUUCGGACUGCUAUCUAAUUUUGUCGCGACUGGGGUGAAGAAUGGUAUUGCAUAUGUAUGAGAGCUAUCGUUCUUGGGUAGUAUUCUGAAGAUAUCUACACCGGAGACUUGCACCCGAAUGAAGUGGCCGCUCCCGACAGCGCAAAGGUCGUU
Messenger RNA from Mycena citricolor, 341 nucleotides. NCBI's taxonomy places the organism in Eukaryota, Fungi, Basidiomycota, Agaricomycetes, Agaricales, Mycenaceae. The record is from the annotation of a GenBank genome assembly.